Messenger RNA from Tetrahymena thermophila SB210, 648 nucleotides. Its product is annotated as sperm flagellar protein. The record is from RefSeq and is a predicted model, not a curated record. Gene Ontology annotation, biological process: regulation of cytoskeleton organization. Gene Ontology annotation, cellular component: axoneme. Lineage: Eukaryota; Ciliophora; Oligohymenophorea; Hymenostomatida; Tetrahymenidae. Gene Ontology annotation, molecular function: microtubule binding. The transcript is spliced from 4 exons.
AUGGAAGAAGCUCCUCAUUUAAACGAAGAUUAAUUGAAUGAAAUUUAUAGUUGGGUAGAUUCUAUCCCACUCUCCCGCCCAAAGAAGAAUAUAGCAAGAGAUUUUUCAGAUGGAGUUCUAAUGGCAGAAGUAGUAGCUCACUGCAUCCCCAGAUUAGUUGAAUUACACAAUUAUUCAGCAGCUAAUUCAGUUAAACAAAAAUAUUACAAUUGGGAAACUCUCAACAAGAAAGUAUUUUCUAAGCUUGGCUUGCUAGUUUGUAAAACUGAUAUAACAAAUAUCGUUGAAUGCAAGCCAGAAGUGAUUGAAAGAGUAUUAAAGCUUGUCAAGAAUCACAUAGAAGCUUUUAAUAGCGAUCCUUAAAAUUUUUCACCUGAAAAAUCUCAAAAGUCUUUCAACCAAAUAAAGCGUGGUGGUGCUCUUAUGGAUAGAGGAAAUAACAAGUAAAGAUUUUAGAAUUAGGAUAACCAGUAUUAGCAAUCAUAGUAAGAUGAAAUCAUUUGGGAAAAGGAUUAAACUAUAAGCGAACUUAGAGAAACCAUAGAGAUUUUAGAGCUAAAGAUGAAGAAAUUAGAAGAUUUAAUAAAAUUAAAAGAUAAUAAAAUAGCAACUCUUUAAAAUAGAAUGGCUGAACAUGGCCUAUAUUGA